This is a messenger RNA of Bactrocera dorsalis (oriental fruit fly), 2408 nucleotides long. Its product is annotated as stAR-related lipid transfer protein 7, mitochondrial. The coding region runs from base 492 to 1730 and encodes 412 amino acids. Gene Ontology annotation, molecular function: lipid binding. The transcript has a single exon. The record is from RefSeq and is a predicted model, not a curated record. NCBI's taxonomy places the organism in Eukaryota, Metazoa, Arthropoda, Insecta, Diptera, Tephritidae.
AUUUUAUCAUGCAUUUCUCCACAUUACUUUUUAUAACUUGUGCAAUGCUAUAUGUUGUUUUCUCAAAAACUUACCACAUACAAAGUUAAUUACUGCUAAAUUUAUAUAUAUAGACGACACUUGGUAUUUAUUGUAUAAGACUAUCGAGAAAAGUGUGGGUGCUUUAUUUCUAUAUAUGUACGAAGCAACAAGUUUGAUUGGAAAUUAUUUACGUCAAAAGUGGCAUGGCAUUAAAGCCAUUGUCAUACAUAAACUGGUGGAGUAAACUCGUACAAAAUUUGAAACAAAUCCAUUAAAAUUGUUGUUGCAUUGUUAUGCAAGCGACCGGAGUAGACUCUGAAAGAAAUAACGUUGCCGGUACUAAGAACUAAGUUCAUGGAGCUCUUCUGAACCAAAACAACGAAAGGUAAAAGAAUAACAAAGUUAGUCACAUGUCGGCAAGAAAAGUAAGAGCAACAACAAAAUUUAAAUCGCUAAAAAUAAAUUAAAAAAUGUUUAGUCGUAUUUUAAUAAAUAUUAAGCAUCGAUCAAAUGCGACAUUACGUUCAUGGUCAUAUCAAUGCGAAUCAAUUGUGGCGCAACGUUCACGUCGAAUCCAACAGCUUUUUACCUUCUACCACCGCGUUUACGGUUCAAAUGGUCUACAACGACUGCUUCGAUCUUAUCACAAGCAAUUUGAACCGCCUUUAAGAGGUAUUAUGUUGAGUGCUGUAGGAGCUGUUGGCUUAAAUAUCAGUACAGCAAUUGAAGCGGCAGGUUUCAAUUGGGACAAAGAGCGCUUGAGCCUAAAAAAUUUUGACCUUUGUCGGAGAGAUCUUGAAUUUUUAAAUCAGUUGCCAAAUAAUGAAUUAUGUCCCCUAUGCCAGGAUAAGCGCAUGAAAUACUGUUAUUGCUCAGUAGGAAAUAAAAAGUGUAAAUCAUCUAAGGAUGGACAAGAAAGUAUGCGUAACUGUCGAGGACCGCUAAAUUUAAAAAGAGACUCUGUACCUAUAGGAAAUAAACUAAUAGAAACUGUUAGUGAACAGUUAUGGGAACCAUAUUUUAGCAAGGAUGAAUUCUCUGUUUGGAGGCGCGAAGAAAGAUCGACUAUGUACUCCUAUAAAGUGUACGCUCGCUUUGAUGAUGUUUCCGCCGAAGAUCUUCUACAUGUACAGACUGACUUAGAAUAUCGUCGACUGUGGGAUGAAACUGCUAUACAAUUGAAAAUGAUAGAAGAAGAUCCGCGGCCUAAUACCAAUUCACAUCUCAUCUAUUGGGAAAUGCAGUGGCCGAAACUUUUUUCCAAUCGCGAUUACGUCUAUUGUCGUCGUUUUGUUAAAGACGAAAAGCUUAAUGUUAUGAUGGUUUGUAGUCGUGGUACGGAACAUCCGAAAUAUCCGCUCUAUUCGAACAAAGUUAGAGUUAACGAUUAUUGGAGUUUGAUGGUUAUAAAACCAUAUGAAACAUUCAGUGAACCCGGUGUGCAUUACAUACUUACAUAUUUCGAUGAUCCAGGUUUACCAAUUCCACAAAAUAUUAAAUCAUGGGUAACUCAAAAACAAAUGCCUGAAUUUUUACGAAAAAUGUAUCUUGCAACGAAGCAGUACUCAUACAAACGGUCACUCGAAAUGCAACACAUUUUUAGUAUAUCAAACUUUCAUUUACAAAGUAGUGAAUACUUGGCGAACGAAUCCAGGACGAGCUGGUUUAAGAAAAUAUUACGCCCCCGUGAACCAGGGAAGGAAAAGUAAGGUUAUACCUACAUACAUACAAUAGUGCUUUUUGUUAAGAAAAAAGAAAAAUAAUGUUUAUUUUUUGAAACGAGAAGUGAUAAUGCUGUUGAAAUCGAAUCGAUUUACAUACAUAACAAUUGUUACGGAAGCCCCCAGUGCAAGAAACUAGAUUAACUGGAAUCGAUUGAAAAGUUUCACUAUUUAUUAAGGGAAGUUUGGUAAAGCAAUGGAUUUACCGUGAUUCAUAUUCAAACUAUAAUAAUGUAAAAGUAUAUUUAAAAUUUUAAAUUAAAAAUGCAAAAUAUUCGUGCAACAAAAGCAUUUUGGUAAUUUAGAAAUUCUAUUUCGUUUAAGACGAAUGUUUGUUAAUCUGAGGAACGAUUUACAAAUACGCAUAGCGGGCUACAUAUGUAUGUGUAUGUAUUUGAAAUUCAUUCAGACAAAAGGCUGAACAUCUAAUUUUCCGUAGAUACAUAUAAACCUAGCCAUUCAAUUCAGAAAAUACGUUCUAAUAAACAUUGGAAGAUAAGUCGUAGAUAAAUCGGUUAAAUUUAGUAAAAAUUAUUAUUAUUUUUAAAAAUAAUUACAAUGUAUGUAUAUACAUAUGUAAAUGCAUGUGUUAUUACAAAUUUAUAAAACAAGGAACACCUCUAAUACAAAGUUACAAUAAACAGACAAAAUGCAUUUACCUAUAAA